Phanerochaete carnosa HHB-10118-sp is the source of this 993-nucleotide messenger RNA. RefSeq lists its product as uncharacterized. Bases 1 to 993 code for a protein of 330 amino acids. The record is from RefSeq and is a predicted model, not a curated record. The transcript is spliced from 18 exons. NCBI's taxonomy places the organism in Eukaryota, Fungi, Basidiomycota, Agaricomycetes, Polyporales, Phanerochaetaceae.
AUGCGAUACGACUCGACGCUGGGAGCCGCUUUGAUCGGUGGGUUCAUCGCAGCUAUGUCCUACGGGAUUAUGUGCCUGCAAACGUAUAACUUUUUUCAACGAUACGGUCGAGAGGGGACGGUGCUGAAGCACGUAAUCCGCACUUUAUGCGUCCUGGUCACCGACUUUGGCAAUAUCGCCGCGCUAACCACUAGUCCGUGGGGGGAUUACGACAUUGAUAGUUCAUUGCUCGUACUGUCACCGCGUCUGGAAGUUAAGCGACAACAGCCCCUUCCCAAUAAUCCUUCUGUUAUGUACGGCUUUCGCGACGUUUGCCUUGAACUUGAAGAUCAUCUUGAUUACAGCAUUUUCAUUGGGUUAGUACCUCGGGCUCUCGACCAUCUUUUCACACCUGAUACUUUGCGUUGGCUCCUAGCGUCAGACAUCAAGCUGCUUAUUCUACCAUCCUUUGCCUCUUACAAAUCAACUGAGUGGCUGCUUUUCGCCGCGCUCGUAUGCAGUAGCUUUACAGACCUCUGCAUCGCACUGUGGCUGUGUUGGUGGCUUCUAUGCCAGCGCCAAGGGCUGAGCGACCAGACUCAUUCAAUGAUUAACAAUAUCAUCGUCUAUACAGUCGCCACAGGUCUCAUUACGAGUCUCGUCUCCCUCACAGAAUUGAUCACGGCCGCGACUUUACCCAAUAGUUACAUUUUCAUCGGAAGUGAGCGUGCCAAUAAUCUUGAAAGCUCCUGUAUAUUGACAAGCGCAGUUGAUUUCUUCGUGGGUGGAAUGUACACGAACUCGCUGAUGGCCUCGCUGAACGCCCGCGACCGCUUCCAGAGAGAUCUGCGGCCUCAAGCAACCGUUGUCACAAGCCUGCAAUUCGCCCGUGAUCCAACGAUAAUCAAUUUAAUCAAGGCUAUCCAGAGCAGCGCGGCGGUUGUGUCCGCAGGGUCCGCAGUGUUCCAGGAGCAUGUACCGCCCGAAGUGAUUGUCGAGAAAGCCGAGGUAUAG